AUGUGUAGACGUAUAAAAAACGGAAAGUUAUCAAAGGAUGCUAUUCUAAUGAUACCACCGAUUGAAUUUAAGUCUAAUUACAGUAAUUAUCCAUCUGAUUUUCCCGUAAGUGAACGCAAUAAAUCGCUACCAAUCCUCCAUUUUGCAAUAGGCUUUGAUGAUAAACGAAUGAUAGACUAUUUGUUAAGUUUCCAUCCAACGAUAGAUAAAAUACAACCAGCGUUGCUGUUUGCUAUAAAAUGCAAACAACUAAAAAUUGUCGAAAAAUUAUUAGCAGCUGGUGGAAAUAUCAACGACCCAAUGCUAUUCUCGACAGCCGUUUAUAGUGGUAGUACUGUAAUGGCGAAAUUUUUGUUUAAUCAUGGAGCUCCAGUUGAUUCAAAAAUAUGCAUUAAAGGAUGUUCGCCGUUAGUAAAAGCUGCCGAAUAUAAUAAUGUUGAUUUAAUGAAAAUUCUGAUUGAUAAUGGGGCUGAUGUCAACUUCCUAUCUUCGAAUCGCGUUAAAAAUUCUACAUGCACACCUUUGAUGGCUGCGUGUAGCAAAAGUGCAAGAGAACCAAUAGAAUUUCUUCUAGAUCAUCCAAAUAUUGAUGUCAAUAUUGUCGACCAUAAGCAUGAAAAUUGUAUUUUUUAUGUUGGUAUCUAUUCGCUGAGCAACAAUAAUCAUGACUUGCUGUUGAAUACUAAUAUCAAUAUCAAUAUUAGGAACAUUAACGGGAAGUUACUGAUAGAAUCUUCCCCAUCUCUUGCGCUGAUCUUUCAUAUUGUUGCACUGAUGGUCGCGGGGUUCAACGUCUGUGAAAGAAACAUCGAAGCUUCUAGUAGCAAAAGAUACAAGAAAUUACAAGCUAAAUGCUUACAAGAGAUUGAAUUGUUAAAGAGCACCAAAGAAUUGAUGACCAACUGGUCCUGCUUCAGGAUUCUUCGUACAUCUCAACAUCUACUGGCUCUGCGGUUCAAAAAUUUUCAGAUUCCGGAACAUCAAGGAGAAGAAUGGAGCAAAAAGUUUCCAAUUUAUGGGAAAAUGCUUGCAUUUAACUUCAAGAAAGCUCUUCAAAGGAAGAUUUUGCUUAAAAAAACAGAUCAGGUGCUUUUUGAUAUCUUCUACCGGAAACUGCCAGCUACUUUUAUCAAUGAUUUGUACCAUUAUAUGAGUAACUAUAAUUUAUCUAAAUUAGUUGAGUAA
Cotesia glomerata is the source of this 1185-nucleotide messenger RNA. RefSeq names its product ankyrin repeat domain-containing protein 17-like. NCBI's taxonomy places the organism in Eukaryota, Metazoa, Arthropoda, Insecta, Hymenoptera, Braconidae. The transcript has a single exon. Gene Ontology annotation, molecular function: protein binding. Bases 1 to 1185 code for a protein of 394 amino acids. The record is from RefSeq and is a predicted model, not a curated record.